UAGGCGUUGUGAGGGAGGAAAGCGAGAGAUGGGAAGGGGAAAGCUCAAAAUCCAAAGGUUGGAAAGUGCGAAGGCAAGACAGACUAAAUAUUCAAAGCGCAAAGCAGGCCUUGUUAAGAAGGCAAAAGAACUUGCUAUACUGUGUGAUGUUGAUCUAGCCCUUUUGUUGUUCUCUCCCGCCGACAGGCCAACACUUUUGGUUGGUCAGGACAAGGACUUGAGUGCUGUUGUUGAGAGACUCUCUAAAUUGUCUUUGGAAGAACGUGAAGAGAGGAGGGCCUAUACCAUGAAGGUGUUGACUAAAUUUUAUGAAAAUUCGGACUCAGAGGCUGAUCCAAGAAACGUCUCCGAAGACAGAAGCAAUGUUCUGAAGUUACAUGAAGAUCAACUGAAGGAGUUGAAGGAAAAGCUUGCUGAGAAGAGCAAGAUACUGAGGGAUUGGAAAUACCCACAAAAUGUUGAGGACCUGUCACAAUUAAAAAUUAUGGAAGAGCAUCUCAUUGCAUAUCUCAACGGAAUCAGAAACAAGAAGUGUCAGUUAGCAAUGGAGCAGCUAAAGGGACAAGAAGGUUUAGAGGGGACUAAGUAGCUUGAAACUUAAAACUAUUAUGCAGUCUUUUCAGAUAACUCUGGUGGCCAAUAGGAUACCGGAGAUAUGCAGCAGAGAUAAUACAAUAAGGAAAAAUAAACCCAGAUUAGAAUGCAG
Messenger RNA from Theobroma umbraticum, 706 nucleotides. RefSeq names its product AGAMOUS-like 33 (gene AGL33). Gene Ontology annotation, biological process: positive regulation of transcription by RNA polymerase II. Gene Ontology annotation, molecular function: protein dimerization activity; cis-regulatory region sequence-specific DNA binding; DNA-binding transcription factor activity, RNA polymerase II-specific. Lineage: Eukaryota; Viridiplantae; Streptophyta; Magnoliopsida; Malvales; Malvaceae. The record is from RefSeq and is a predicted model, not a curated record.